This is a messenger RNA of Suillus bovinus, 741 nucleotides long. RefSeq lists its product as uncharacterized. The transcript has 6 exons. The coding region runs from base 1 to 741 and encodes 246 amino acids. The record is from RefSeq and is a predicted model, not a curated record. Lineage: Eukaryota; Fungi; Basidiomycota; Agaricomycetes; Boletales; Suillaceae.
AUGGACCCACAAGCUUAUAUGGACAAGGUCAAUGCAGGGGAGAAGAAGAUCAGCGCAAAGCAGUGGCCAUCAAUGUUCUAUGACAUGAGCUUGUACGACCCAAAGAACAAGAAGAAGGGAUUCCUCCGAAGUUGUGUGGUGAUACAGGCAUGGUGCCAUAUCUUUACAGGUCCUAUGUCGGCUCUAUCCAAAGACAACAUCGGUCACUCAUCAAAGCCUGGGAAGGGCAAAAUGCAUCACCUUGCCAAACCAGGGAUCAGAAACAUAAUGUAUGCUGCGUGCCAGAUGUAUUUCGCAGCCAGCAAUGCAGAGUCGUGGAUGCCUGCCAUUGGGGCCAUGGACCUUGGUGACCUAUACUAUAGAGCCAUCGACAUUGUCCACGAUAACACUGAGCAGCAGUGGGUCAAAGAUUUGAUGAAAUUCUGGAAGGAUGAAACUCCUGGCCUGAUCGACAACCGUCCCUCCAAGCGACGCAGAGUUGCUGCAACCAACAACUCUGGUUCUUGCACUCCAAAUCAGAGCAAUCUUGGUGGUCCUCCCCCUCCUACACCUCCUCGCAGCUCCCCCGGGCCAAUAUCUGGCAGUUCCCCAGCACUUCCUUGCACCGGCUCCCCAGCACCUCCUCACACUGGCUCCUCAGCACCUCCUGGACCUCAACGUGAACCUUCUCCUUUGAGUGAACCUCCGACAACUGCUGCACCUGUUGGACACAAAACCAAACAAGCAGCGCCAGUGCCUUGA